Molecule: messenger RNA, 5025 nt
Organism: Mytilus trossulus (common blue mussel)
Lineage: Eukaryota; Metazoa; Mollusca; Bivalvia; Mytilida; Mytilidae
Product: DNA helicase B-like
Exons: 14
Coding region: 114-3764 (1216 amino acids)
Molecular function (GO): 5'-3' DNA helicase activity
Source: RefSeq, a predicted model, not a curated record
UUGUAAACUUCCGGUGAAAAUUGAAAGUAAGAAACCUGACUGAGAAAAGUUUGUCAGAGCAAUAUUGGAGAAAAUGACACUUCUCACAGUACUUCGACAUUGAUAAAAGCAAUAUGUACAACAGAAAGGAGAGAAAUACAGACCAUUUCUGUCACAUGAUUUGUGGAUAUUUUAUGAAAGAUGAUGAUUUACCAGAACAUGAUGAUGAUGACGAUUUUGAAGGGGAGGAAGAGGAAAUGCAGUUCUUAAACUAUCAGGAGAUGAAUGGCAUUGGACAGGGGAAACAACUCUAUGAAGGAAGAAAGAUGAAAAGUUGUCAGGGAAUUUUGAAAGAUCUUGACAGACCUAACAUAAGCAACAAGGUUGCAGCUCCAUUUCACUUCAUAGAUCCAUGGUGGAAAAUUUCUAUACUACGCACAAGGUUUUUAACUGGAGACAAACGUACAAGAUAUCCUAAAGAUGGUACAAGUUUGACAUACCAGAUUAGGCAGGAUGAUAAAGUAGUCAGAGAUAAACUAGUCAACAUGUUUCUCACCAAAACAUUAAGUCAAGCGGAAGAGAGACAAGAAAAUGGACAAAAUGGUGGCAAUGAUUCAUAUAUAUACAUUGAUGAAUUUUUACAAUAUUUAGAACAUAGUGGAAAUAACAGAAGAUUGAAAUUUGAACACCUUGAAGAGUUAUUACAUGAAUUUGCUAACUUUCUGCCAGAAGAUAAUAAGAUUUCAUCAGAAAAUGUAAUGAGAGCAUUGAAUACAACUGAGUGGGCAUGUAUAUCAAAGGCUUUGAAAUAUCCCAAGUUAGUCUCUCAUUUGUCACAGUUGCUACCCAUGCAGUUCAAAGCCAUCAUGGAGAACCCUGAAAAUGAAAGUCUUGUUAAAGAUCUCAGCAAGGCUUUAGACCUCAAACCAUGGGUGUUUGGAUUUAAAAAGUUACUGAACAAAGAUUAUGAUUUGGUAGGCUGUGAGGCAGCUUUGAUGUCAAUACAAAGAGCUGGCCUGUUUGAUGACUUAGACCAAGUAAAUAAAGAAGCGCUGAUUAUCUACGACUUUCUGAAGACUGACUCUAGACAAAAUGGCCAUACACAGAUUUCAUUGGCCAAGUUGAAAAUGAAAAUGGAGAAUGAGUGUAGAGUGUUAGAUGAAGCAUUGAAAUUCUUAAAACGGCACAAAAUAACGAAGGAAGUUGAGAUAGACAAUGAUAUGAAAGUGUGUUUACAACAGUUAUAUAAUUAUGAACGAAAAAUAACAGAAGGAAUUAAUACUCUUUAUAAAAAGCAGUUAGAAGAUCCUUGGGAACUUGAUGUUGAUCUGGACAGUGAAGAAUUUGAGAGAGUACGAGGAGACAAAGAGCAACUAGAAGCAGCUAAGAUGUUAUUAAAGUAUCCAAUAGUUGUUAUAUCAGGGAAAGGAGGUUGUGGUAAAACAACUGUUGUCACUAAAGUUAUGUCUUUACAAAAAGAAAAAGAAAAAGAUAAGACAGAAGAUUUGGAAGAAAAAAAUAAGAAAGAAGAAUGGGAAGAAGAAAUGUCACAAAUAGAUGGAAGAGAUGAAUUGGACUUGAAUGACUACAAAUACUCUCAGAAAACUAGAGGCAACAUCAAUGAUCCUGACUUUCCUGAAUCUGAGAUGUUCUGUAGCCCUGCAGACAGGGUACCAGAUUCUGAGGCACUCUGUACCCCUGAAGAUGGCACAGGAGAACCACAGGAAGAAGAUCCUAGGGACAGUUCUGAACCUAUCAUUAUAUACACUGCUCCAACAGGCAAAGCUGCUAAUUUACUGGGUAGACGAGCCAAUACAAAUGGUUUUACAUUACAUCAGAUUAUAUGGAGCUAUAAGUUUUACGUAACACAGAAAGAUCCAGAUGUUAAGUGGAAGUUCAGGCAUGUUAAGACACUUGUUGUUGAUGAAUGCAGUAUGGUGGCUGUUUCUACUUUUUCAACGCUUCUUACAACGCUGAUGGAAAAUUCAAAACUACGGAAAAUUGUUCUCCUAGGAGAUGUUCGACAGUUGCCAUCCAUUGAACCUGGAAAUCUCCUGGCUGACAUCUUUAAGUCAACGUAUCCUAUCAAGUCUGCUAUUGAACUUAAGACAAAUCACAGAGCUGAAUCAAAUCUCAUCAUACAAAAUGCCACAUACAUAUCUGAGAAGAGAUACCCAAUAUUUUCCUCAGAACACAACUUUGCUUUACAUGAAGUUCCUAAAGAGGGUAAUGAUAUGCAUGAUGUAGUUGUACAAAGAAUGUUAAAAGAUGAACCCACACUUCAAGACCACACCAGGUCUCAGUUUAUUACAUUUACCAAUAAAUAUUGUGAGAUGAUUAAUGAACAUGCAUGUAAAAAGUACAACAAUCAUACGACAAGGAAUCACAAAAAUAAACUGGAUUUCCGAAUCGGUGAUAAGAUUUGUCUGAAGAAGAAUGGUAUGGUUGUAGUAUACGAGGAUGAUGGGAAUGGUAAAAUAGAUGUUAAAUAUUUAGAGGGAGACUUAGAACCUGAACAAGCAGCAGACGCAAUGGAGAUAACACUCAUGUCACAAACACUUGAUGGAACAAGUCUAUGUGAAACAAUGAAUGCAACAAAUACAACAAUGAAUCCAGAAAGAAAUGAAGCAAGGAAGAAACAGAAAAAGAAGAAGACAGCUGCUACCAUCAGACUUUGUAAUGGAGAAAUUUACUUCAUUAAAGAUGAAGUCAAUAGUGUGAGCAACAGAGGAAGAGCAGAUAGAUUUUUAAAAUUUUCUGAUGAAGAUCGUGAAUGUCCUAGGGAAUUGUGGGUAAAUUACAAAGAAGUCAUGCAGAAGUGCAAAAUGAAACAUUCCUGGGCUCGUACUAUUCAUACAUUUCAGGGAUCAGAAUGUGAGACAUUAGUAUAUGUACUGGGGUUCAAUCAGUAUCAAAACUGGCAGCAUGUGUAUACUGCCGUAACAAGGGGAAAGAAAGCAGUCCAUAUUGAAGGAACAAAAUACCAUCUACAAAAGGCUAUACAGAAAGACCCAGAGAGAAGGAAUACAACUUUAUACCAUCAGCUACAUAACAUGUUACCAGUUGAGGAAAUUUUAGAUGAAUUGGUUUCAAAGGAAGAAAGCCCUAAAGAACAAAUGUUCACCAUUUUGAAAGACAAAGAAAAUGCCUAUGCUGGACCUGGCACAUUAUUCAAUAGCAGUAGUAUAAAACCUUCUACAUCAACACCUUUAUGUCAAAGAAAUGGACUCCAAAUCUUCCUAAAGAAGCCACAUUUAGACAGUAUAAUGGACUCUGAUGAUGUGGCACCUCAGUCACCACUUUCUGACAGUCAGUGGUCUGAUUAUGGAGAUGACACUUACAUCGAAGCAACCCAAGAAAGCAAAAAAUGUCCAGAUAAUCAAAAUGACAUAAGUAGUACUGAAAAUGACAAUAGUUUCGAUCUGAUGGAUUCUUUAGACAUGACAGAAAACUCUGAAAUAAACGGUGACUUGACUGCUGCCUGUGACUUGUUAGAAGCCUCAAUGGCUCAGAACAGUCAAAUAACAUCAGUCAAAUCAAAAGGUCAUAAUACAGAUCUUCAAGCCUCAUUUUCAAACUAUCAGACAAAGAGUUCAAAAAAGGGGAGUAAUUCAUCUGCAGAUUCUUUAAGUAUUGAUGAGUUUGACAGUUUUUCUUCAGAAUCACCAAAAAAGAAAUAUAAAGUAGAAGAUUUGUUUACAACACCCAAGAAAAAAAAGCCAACAAAACCAGAACCAGAAGUAUCACCAACAAGAAAGAUGCUUACUCAGCUUCAAUUCAAAUGAGUCUUAUCAAUAAUGUCAAAUCGUACUAUACUGUUGUUUCAUUAUUAUUCAUUGGAUACCAAUUUUCAUCGUUUUCGAAGGUACAGGUGAACAACGAAUUUUAAUGUUCAACAAAUUACAAUUUAUAUUUUUAUCAGGUUGUAUGCAACCUUUGGCAAAGCCAUGGAAUCACCUAUCCACGAAAAGGCAUGUUUUCUGCCAUCCACGAAAAUUCCUACCAACGAAUAUAAAUGAAGCCAAAGUAUUUUUAAAUUCUGUGAAAAAAAACAUUGCCACCAUUUUGUUGUUAACCUUUUGGUAUAUAGCAUCCUAUAGAAUUCAUAAAGUUGUUUUCUCUUAAUUAAUGUAUGUAAUAACUGAAGGAAAUAUCUGAUGUUUGGUUUUCUAUGGUUUUGAACAAAUAUAAUUUGAAAACAUUCUAGUCUAUUCAUAGUAACUACUAUGUGUUGGAUGAUAUGCAAGUUAGGUUAUAAUACUACAAAUGAUUUUAGUGAUGUAUUUUUAAGAAUUCAACUGAUGAGGGGGUAUAGGACCUUUAUUUGGACUCUGGGAUCUGGUGUUUUUAAGUUUGGGAUUUCAGGACCUGGGAAUUCUUUUUUCAUAUUUGGGAUGUCUGGAUUUAAUUUUAAUCAAAAUCGGGACCUCAUGAUUUCGUGUUGUUUUUAAGCCUGGGAUUUCUGGAUCAGGACCCCAACUACCUACACCCCCUCCCCCUCAAUGACCAAACUACACUACAUUUACAUAAUGACAGGUACUUGCCAGCAUUACAUAGGUUAUAGUAAUAAAAUGACAUUUUGAUUUUUUUCUUACAAGGAGAAGAAUUUAAAGAUGAUAUUAGAUAGAACUUGAACUUGCAUUGUGUGUGUCAAUGGUCAUCUACACAGGGGCUGAUCCAGUCAUUUUAAAAGGGGGGGUCCCAACCCAGGACAAAGGGGAGGUUCCAACUAUAUGUCUCUAUUCAAAUACAUUGAUCCUCCAAAAAAAAGGGGGGUCCAACCCCCGGAACCCUCUGCCUGGAUCCGCCACUGCUACAUGCCAUAUGUUAGCAUUUGUUUUCAAUUCUCUUUUGAAAUGGUAGAUAUUUAAUCAUUCCAAUUUCUUAGGAUUUUUUAUUUUGUCACAUGAAUCAAAAACAUAUGAAAUUUGUAGUAUUUUUCUUCCACGUUUAUUUAUCAAAUUUCUAUGUUGGGCAUCAUCAUCAAAUGAAACUUGUGCAAUAAUCAAAAUGAUUUUUAUAUUUGUAAAAUAAUAAUAAAAGGAU